AUGGCUAACCUGUCCACAGAAUCCAAAGCAGAGCUAGGGUUCCCUGUUCGGCGACGAGCCAAGACUUCCUAUGAGGAGCGCUACAAGGUUCCAUUGGGAAUUCCAGGAAAUGAGAGUCCGCUCUUGGAGAAGGUCGAGAGACGUACCAAAGAUCCAAUGUCGUAUAAAAGCGACGAGACGCAGCAUGGUUUGUUUAAACAAUUGGUUAAAGGAGCGACGAGGAAAGAGAGCGGGACGAGAGCGGUUGGGGCGCAAAGGGUCGACGUUGAUGUGGGAAUUGCUGGCUCGAGCACGGCGGAGAGGACUGACUCACCGGUCGACUCGUGUACUGUGGUUGCUGAUAUCCUUGCUGACUUGAAUACGGUUGAGGAGAAAUGCAUAUGGGCCCUCGACGCUCUUGACAGAACUAGGGCUGAAGGUCAAGUUGAACGUGGGUGCCAACCAAACUGUCUCGUGUCCCUUUGUCUUGGCCAGGAUCGCGAGAACGAGAAUGAGGGUGAUGUAGACAGUAAGGAGGAUCCAUCCGAGCCAAAGGAAAGCUGUCAUCCCGUUGUAUUGGUGACAGAAACUCCCAAUAGAGCCUAUCAAAGGUUGAUUAGAUACAGGGACAGCGGAAAUCGCUAUACUCACCUGGAAGUAGACUACAGUCGGGGAAAAAGCCGAUAUAAGAAGAAACAUACGCAGCGGCCGCUAUAA
Molecule: messenger RNA, 696 nt
Organism: Acaulospora colombiana
Lineage: Eukaryota; Fungi; Glomeromycota; Glomeromycetes; Diversisporales; Acaulosporaceae
Source: the annotation of a GenBank genome assembly